CAAACCGAACAGCAGCUGGAGCAGUGGGCGCAAUGGGAGCACUGGGAGCACUGGGAGCUCUGGGAGCCGUGAUGAGGAUGUUACAAUACGCAGGACUUUAUGUUCAACUUCACGCGGCUCUCCACGGCGCACAAGGACAGCUGGAGAACCGGGUCUCUGGAAACGCUCUCUUCACGGAGGCGCCGCGUGACGUCACGACGCAGAGCGGCGAGGACGUGGAGAUGGCGUGCUCCUUCCGAGGGGCGGGCGCUCCCUCCCACCUGCUGGAGAUCCAGUGGUGGUACAUGAAGGACCACAGAGACCGGCAGGAGAAGGCGGAUCCCAUCGCCAUGAACAACGUUGAACCCCUGGAGGAAACCUCCAAAGACGCCACCAAAAUCAGUGUGGUGAAAGUAGCCGGCAGCAACAUCUCCCACAAGCUGCGUCUCUCCAGCGUCACGCCGGCGGACGAGGGCACGUACGAGUGCCGCGUCAUCGACUUCAGCGGCGGCGGCGCGGCGGAGCGGCGGCGGCACCGCGUGCGCGCCCGCCUGCAGGUGGCGCCGGAGUGGAGCUUCACGCCGCAGGAGCCCGGCCGGCGGCCGCAGGGGGGCCCCGAGACGGAGGGCCCCGAGACGGAGGGCCCCGAGACGGAGGGCCCCGAGACGGAGGGCCGGGACCUGAAGAGGAGGGCGGCGGGCGGCACCACCGACUGCACCGGGAGCUGUGGGCUUUAG
Molecule: messenger RNA, 716 nt
Organism: Cyclopterus lumpus (lumpfish)
Lineage: Eukaryota; Metazoa; Chordata; Actinopteri; Perciformes; Cyclopteridae
Product: V-set and transmembrane domain-containing protein 2-like protein
Exons: 4
Coding region: 33-716 (227 amino acids)
Source: RefSeq, a predicted model, not a curated record